UUAAGUGAGUGUGUACAUUGACCCACAAUAAAUUUGUUUUGCCACCGUGAAAUAAGUCGCCGCGGGUACGAUAAGCUUGCCAAUGAAGGUCAGAAAUGUCAGUCUACGGCAAAACACACUAUAAUAUAACGGUAGUGUGUACGGUAAAUAAAAAAAAAUAUAGCAGUUACAACUGAUGUGAGUAAUAAGUUAUAUUAAAUAUGGAGAGAAUACUGCGUGGCAUUAUGAGAUAUCGCGUUCUGGACCGCGCAAGCAUGGUGAAACAGUUCGAGCAAGUCAAAGACAACCCAACGCCAAAAGCAGUCUUCUACACGUGUAUGGAUAGCAGAAUGAUUCCAACUAGGUUUACUGAAACAAGUGUCGGCGAUAUGUUUGUUGUGAGAAAUGCUGGAAACGUAAUUCCUCACUCCGAGUAUUUUGUUGACGAAAUGACAAGUUGUGAACCGGCAGCGUUAGAACUUGGGUGCAUUAUAAAUGAUAUUCGGCAUAUUAUAGUAUGUGGGCACAGUGACUGUAAGGCUAUGAACUUAUUAUAUAAAUUGAAAAGCAAAGAGGAAUCCGACGUGGAACAAAGACGAAUAUCUCCACUGAAAUCGUGGCUGUGCACACACGGGAACUCCAGUCUAAAAAAAUUCCUUGAAAUGCGCGGUGAUUUCUCUAAGCCUAUGGUGUUUACAGCAGAAACACCACAAAGAAAGUUUGUCGCGUAUAUAGAUCCAGAAAAUAAAUUUUGUAUAGAAGACAAACUUUCUCAGGUCAAUACGCUCCAGCAGUUACAAAAUGUAGCGUCAUAUGGUAUGCUAAAAAAACGACUAGAGAAACAUGAUCUGCACAUCCAUGCGUUGUGGUUUGAUAUCUAUACCGGUGACAUUUAUUACUUCAGUAGAAGAGCGAAACAGUUUCUUAUAAUCGACGAAUCAACCUAUGAAGUUAUUCUAUCUGAAGUCCGAAGAUUUUAUUCAUAGUGACUAUGUAAUAAUAUAAGAAUUGGAUUUUAAAAUGGAUAUAAUAGAGAAUGAAAUUGCGUUCUAGCCUGAUAAUGAAUUUAUGUGUAAUAUAUCCUUACUCUGAUAUUGACACUUUUAUCGAAGGACUAAAAAUAUUUAAGAGUAAGUAAGGAUUCAAAUAUUGAUUAUGGGAUUUUCAGGAGGAAUAUAAACAACAUGGUGCUAAAUUAUAUUAAAAUGUUAUGGGGCGAUACUGUACAGUAUAUAUUUUAUAUACAUAAUAUAUUGAUGCAUUUCUACACAAAGUACCUAGUACAGUAUCUAUUUAUAUUACAUAUCGUUUUUAUACUUUUUUAUGUCAAAAUACGAGUAAAUGCAUUAUUAUAGUAGUCCAUUGAAAUGUUACAUUUUUUAGGCCUUACCUUGCGUUUUUUAGAGGACGCAAUUUUAU
This is a messenger RNA of Manduca sexta (tobacco hornworm), 1398 nucleotides long. RefSeq names its product beta carbonic anhydrase 1 (gene CAHbeta). NCBI's taxonomy places the organism in Eukaryota, Metazoa, Arthropoda, Insecta, Lepidoptera, Sphingidae. The transcript has 5 exons. Gene Ontology annotation, molecular function: zinc ion binding; carbonate dehydratase activity. Bases 201 to 965 code for a protein of 254 amino acids. The record is from RefSeq and is a predicted model, not a curated record.